AAUUGCAGGAGGCGACGAGGAUUCGCCGUUUUAUUGCUUCAUCCGUUGCGUGGAACGAGUAUACAGUUAGAGAUAGUAACACAACAAGGAAGAGAAGGCAACAGCAAGUAUGGCAUCGAAAGUUGUACCCAAGAUCAAGUUCAAUAACGGCAGGGAGUUUCCGCUCUUCGGUUUGGGCACAUGGAAGUCGAAGCCUGGUGAAGUUACUCAAGCUGUGAAGGAUGCCAUCGACAUUGGUUAUAGGCACAUCGAUUGUGCUCACGUUUACCAAAACGAGAAGGAAGUUGGUGCAGCCAUUACGGCCAAGAUUGCUGAAGGUGUCGUCAAAAGGGAGGAUUUGUUCAUCACCAGUAAACUGUGGAACACCUUCCACAGGCCAGGAGCAGUCGAACCUGCUUUGAAAGUUACCCUUAGCAACCUAGGUCUGGAGUAUUUGGACUUGUACCUGAUCCAUUGGCCUUUCGGUUUCAAAGAAGGAGAAAACAUUUUCCCGAUGAAGGAAGAUAACUCCGGCGUCGAUAUGUCCGACGAUGAUUACGUUGACACCUGGAAAGCCAUGGAGGAAGUAAACGCCAAGGGACUGACCAAGUCCAUUGGAAUCUCUAAUUUCAACAAGGCCCAGAUCGAGAGGUUGCUCCAAUCCGCGAAGAUCGUCCCAGCCACCAAUCAAGUUGAAUGCUCUCCGUACUUCAAUCAGAAGAGAUUGAUCGAAUUCUGCAGGUCCAAGGGCAUCACCAUCACAGCAUACAGUCCUUUGGGAUCUCCAGAUAGGCCGGGAUACAAGGCAGGCGAUCCUCAACUCUUGGACGAUCCCAAGUUCAAAGAGAUGGGAGCCAAGUACGGUAAGACCGCAGCCCAGAUUGUUCUUAGAUAUCAAGUGCAGAGGGGACUCAUCACCAUCCCCAAAUCCGUGACGAAAUCCCGGAUCGCCGAGAACUUUAACAUCUUCGAUUUCGAGCUUUCCACUGAAGACAUGGCACAUCUGGACUCUUUCGAUUGCAACGGAAGGACCUGCACCUUCGCAGAUGCCAAAUCGCAUAAAUACUACUCAUUCCACGAUGAAUACUAGGAAAGCAACAUCUUUUGGUCUUAUAAAUUCCUUUCGUGGAAUUUAAUUAAAAUUAGAAUAUUUGGAAUAAAUUAAUUAUUAUCAAUAUUUAUUGUAAAUACAUCGAGUUUGGAAACAAAUAUUCUUGUUUUAUACAAAUAAAUACAAAUUUCAUUACGAA
Molecule: messenger RNA, 1229 nt
Organism: Nicrophorus vespilloides
Lineage: Eukaryota; Metazoa; Arthropoda; Insecta; Coleoptera; Silphidae
Product: aldose reductase-like
Exons: 5
Coding region: 110-1069 (319 amino acids)
Cellular component (GO): cytosol
Molecular function (GO): aldose reductase (NADPH) activity
Source: RefSeq, a predicted model, not a curated record